Molecule: messenger RNA, 3311 nt
Organism: Epinephelus fuscoguttatus (brown-marbled grouper)
Lineage: Eukaryota; Metazoa; Chordata; Actinopteri; Perciformes; Serranidae
Gene: n4bp2l2
Product: NEDD4 binding protein 2-like 2
Exons: 6
Coding region: 1233-2705 (490 amino acids)
Biological process (GO): negative regulation of transcription by RNA polymerase II
Cellular component (GO): nucleus
Molecular function (GO): transcription corepressor activity
Source: RefSeq, a predicted model, not a curated record
AGUGGUCACGCUUGGAUAUUGCAACAGUAAGUGUGUAGCAGGCUUCCAGGAAAGCUGCUCAGACUUUUAGCAAAUUUUUCCCAAUGGCCACUUACAGUAUUGCAUCCAAAAAAAAAUCCUCUGCACCCCAAACAGAAUUUUCCCCAUAGAUCACCACUGUAAAAGACAUCUCUGUAAAACUGUUGACAGGAUACCUCAAACUCCAAUGAAGGUAAUAUAUGAAUCUUUCUUUACUGAAUUUUUGAGCCAUGGUGGUUCAAUAUUUGUAAAUAUUUCCUUGAGCUGAGAAAAACAGUUUUAAAAUAUCUGACGUCAUCACAAGUCUGAGCACAGUGAGAACUCGCAUGUGGGGCCAGUGGGAGAAACACUAUUGCGCAUAUUCAGUGGGCUGCAUAGCACAGAAGUACACCUGGAAGCUAGAAAACAUUUUGGUCUAUGUGCCAGGCGAGCACCUUCAUUGGAAUGAAAAGGUGCCAUCUUGCUGUCUAGUAUCUAGUUAUUAUUAAAAUAUGUAGCAUUGAGGCAUACAAGCAACACUGCCAGUUAAACCCUGCAAAAUACAGUCAAAUACAAUUUUUAUUACAAUUAAGAGCCUCUCGCUCCGGGUUUGAUCCCCCCCCAAAAAACUUCAAGUUUGUAGAUAUGAAUAACCGCCCUCUAGUGGUCACAGUGCUAUAUGUAAUAAAUCAAGUUGGCUUCUAUGACUUAGAAGCAUGCUAUAUUUCCUGUGAACACUUUCAAAAUGCAGUGACCAAACUAAAACAAUCAAAGAUAAACUAUUUUACCAAAAUAAUUAUGAAAUGCUUAAGUUAAUUGUUGCCCUCUGUGUUAGAAACUAGUUGUUUUUUGUUUUUGUUUUUCUCAUAAGUGUCCUAGGAAUAAGGUGUUAAAGGUUGAAAGCACCAAAAGUAUACCUCUUAAAACUUGCCCAGUUUUACUUAAAAUAUACUUCAUAAUCACCAUGCCCAAAGGAGAAGUAGGUGUUGUUGACAAAGCAACACUAUCAUCUUGUGUUUUGUAUCAGCUGGUAUCAUCUUUGGGAGAUGACCGGCUUCUGUCCUCUCCAGUCCAGCUAGCGGCGCUGACGCAUCUCUGGCCGUUAAUGAGGAAGAGAAGAAGGCGGCGGCUUACGUCACUUCCGUAAACAAGGCUACUGUAAUGUGGGAUUUAUGUGCCGGGUGUCUUUUGUCAAUGUCGUUUUUACCGUCAUUUAUGCAUCCUGAACGUAUACGAUGUCUCAUCCUGAAUCCUCCUGUACGACCUCACAUGACAUAGAAAACCCUUUUGUGGGUGAGAAUGGAAGAACCGAGGAUGGCUCUGCCGACAGAGAGGCUAGCAGCCCAAACGGAAGUGUGAAGGAGCGUGUCUUAAAGGAGGUAGGAUUCACCAGCUCCGCAUUCAUUGGUCCAGCAUUUCCUCCAAACUCAUCCACAGUCAAGUCUGACUUUGAAGACACACUGAGCGAGUUUUACAAAGAGCUUGAGAAGAUUGAUACACCCGAUGGUGCUCAGGAUAACCCAGGGAAACAAAAUGCAAGUGUUGUUCAAUCACCUCCCAAAACAUCUGCCAGCAAAGAGACUCAGGAUGUGAGCGAGGAGAAAAUAGUUCACGCAAGCAAAUCUGCAGAAACAGAUGGCUACCAGAAAAGCAGUGGGCAGAAACAGUCAUCCUGGUCACACUGGUAUCAAAAUGAACCAUACUGCCCAAGAAGACCGAGGCCAGCUGCUCCUACUCAAAAUCAGUGGCAUUGUCCUCAAACACUAAACAGACCACCAGACCCAAGAUUUAACAGACCCCCAUUCCAUCACCCGCCGCCCCCAUCUGCAUUCCCAAAUCCACAAAACCCAUCACCACAUGUGAAUCAAAACUGGAGCAGUUCAGGCACGACAAACCAAUAUAAAGAGGAGUCGCAUUUUCCAACAUUUUUUAGGUUUCCGCCUCCGAAUGUAUGCAGUCCCCCCUCUCAGGGCUUCUAUGGAGAUCCUCCACAUCACUUCAACAGGGAAGAGCAGGGUCAUAGCCACAAUAUACACUCAAAUAAUGUAAAUGUUGGGUGCUCCAGAGCUGGAAAAGAAGAAUGGUGUCAGUUUGGUGAAGAUAAUGACAGGCUCCAGAGAUUUGAUUCAGAAAGUGAAUCGUGGGAGCAUCACAGACGACCCACUGAUAACAGUAAUGCCUACCAUUCUUCCUUGGUGCUGAUCUUGAUGAGAGGAUUACCAGGAUCUGGGAAGUCAACAUUGGCCAGGGAGCUGCUCUCCACUGGUCCCAGUGGGCUAAUACUAAGCACUGAUGACUACUUUGCUCACAGAGACGGCUACCGCUAUGAAGCAGGGCUUCUGGGAGCAGCACAUGAAUGGAACCAGAAGAGAGCUAAAGACGCUAUGCAUGAUGGUCGAUCUCCCAUCAUUAUUGAUAAUACAAACCUUCAGUCUUGGGAAAUGAAGCCAUAUGUCGAAAUGGCCUUGAAGAGAGGAUACAGAGUGGACUUUUGUGAACCAGACACACACUGGAAGUUUGAUCCUUACGAGCUGGAGAAGAGGAACAAGCACGGUGUUCCACAGGACAAGAUCACACAGAUGAUGGAUCGUUUUUCAUUUCCCAUAUCUGUAGACAUUGUCAUGAGGUCACAAGAGCCGCCUCACAUAAACCAGAGACGUCGACCAGACCAGCCACAGAUGAUGAGGAGAAAACAGGAUUUCCAUUAGUUUUUCACAGAAAUUUAACAAGCCAAAUGAAGAACCACACUUUUGUAAUGUUGUUAAUAUUGUUGCCUGCUCUUUUUACAGGAUUUUUUUAAUUAAUUAUUUUGUUUGCUGUAAAUUUAUGUAAAGAAAGAAGAAAUCUAUUUUUUCUGAAGAAGUUUUCAUAGUUAAAUAAAGUUAAAUUUGCACAAAUAACAUCUUUUCUAGGAAUGAAAAUCUGAAUUAUUUUUGCAUUUUGUGUUUAAUAACUGGUAUUUCACACUCGUCCUUUUGCAGUUUGUCUGUUUUCUACAAUAUUAUAUAUGCAACAACAUGAAAAACCAAAAGGUUGUCCUCAUCGGCUUCAUGUUGUUUUCCUUUCUUUGGUUAGUUGCUAAAAUAGUUUUUCAGUGUGUUCAGAUUUGCUGAAAUCAGUAGUGCAACUGCUGUAAUUUUCUAUUCCAAUGGGACUGUGUCUGAGUUCUUUAAUUCAAAGGAUAAGUUCACACAUUUUCAAGUCUGUCAUAAACAAUACUCAGGUGUGCCUGAAAGAAGUUUGGCUUGCUCUAAUCAUUCCUCCUGUUCAUACUAGACAUUAAGAGUUCCAUUUCUGACAGGGGACAACAUCCA